Molecule: messenger RNA, 798 nt
Organism: Adineta steineri
Lineage: Eukaryota; Metazoa; Rotifera; Eurotatoria; Adinetida; Adinetidae
Source: the annotation of a GenBank genome assembly
AUGAUUCUCGUCUUGAUAGAAAUAAGUAAGACAAGGGUUUAUGUAAAAAAUUAUGGUCUUGAACGACAACAUUUAUUUGCUGAUGCAACAGCUCAACGUGCAAUUAUUGAUGUUAAACAACGUGAAGCUGCUCGUCGAAUAAUUGAUACAAAAAAUCGAUUGGAAAAAAUCUAUGCUAAACAACGAGCACUUAAUGAAGAUGCAGCUAUUGCUCAACAAGAUCGACGUGCUGCUGAAUUAAUGACUAAAAUUGCUGAUGUUGAUAAUCGUCGAACACAAUUAGCGAGUCAAUAUUUACGUGAGAAAAUUGAACGAGAAGUAGCAUUUGAAACUGAAGGAGCCGCUAAAGCUAAAGUACAAUAUGCUGAACAAGAAACACGACAACAUGAAGAUCAUUUACGACAUUUUCAAAAAACGGCAAGUAAAAAUGAAGAGGCUGAACAUGAUUUACAAGAAUCACUUAAACAAGUAGAAUAUGAACGACGUAAAAAAGAAAUUGAAGUAAAACAAAUACGAGAAGAAUUAAAUCGUAAGAAAAAACUAGAUGCCAUUAAUGUACGUAAGGAAAUAUCACGUGCUGAACACGAAGAAAAAGAAUUAGAAGAACAAAUCAUUAAAGAAAAAGCAGAAUUAGAUAAAUUACAUUCACGACGUGAAGAUAGUUAUUUACGUUUAAUAAAACAUCGAGAUCAAAUACGUGACAAUAGAAUUUUAUUAGAAACACAUCAACGUGAAUAUGAACGUCUUCUACGUGUUCAUGCUCGAUCACAAUCCUUACAAUCAUUAAAUAAUAUUUAA